Molecule: messenger RNA, 9553 nt
Organism: Bombus huntii
Lineage: Eukaryota; Metazoa; Arthropoda; Insecta; Hymenoptera; Apidae
Product: zinc finger protein rotund-like
Exons: 6
Coding region: 2364-4424 (686 amino acids)
Biological process (GO): negative regulation of transcription by RNA polymerase II
Molecular function (GO): DNA-binding transcription repressor activity, RNA polymerase II-specific
Source: RefSeq, a predicted model, not a curated record
AGAGAGAAGGAACGGCGAGCUUCCGCUUCCUUAUGCUCCGCCGCGGACUGCAUCAACCAGUCGCACGGUCGCGCUCACAUAAGAAACUGGGAUUCGAGAGGCAACCCCCUACUCGCGAGCCGCGGCGCGGUUUCCGUGAGCGGAAGAGAUUCGGUACCCGGGGAAUGUCCGUGCUCGCGUGACGCAAUCGCGACUACACCGAGCGCGAAAAUUUCGUUUCGACGUGACAUCGUCGUCAGCCACCUUGGGACUUCGGGAAGGCCAGUUAAUUGACUCGACGACGCUCGAUUCGCGACUAAGCAGCCGCGUACCCCCACCAUCGCCUGAUCACCGGCCACGAGUGCGUCCGAUCGAGUACGAAAACGCUCGAGCCGGCCAUCCGGCCCGUCGGAUCGGGUCCCGUCGCCUUCGUCCGGCCGUUCCCGUCGGUUUUUGGGCCCACGCUCGACGAAUCGCGUGUCUCGAACCCCCCACUGCUCCACUGGACAUGAAGAAGGGAGGCCAUCGGGCCUCCUGGACGACUCUUGCAGCCGUCAACGAACCAGAAAACAUGCGCCGCGCUGAGAAACCAACGAUCUCCAUGGAUGCCUAAGGAUGUUCCUCGACGCAACCAGAAGCGGAGGAUGUACCUCUAUCCGUUUCCUCUUCCUCUUCUCUCUCUACUUCUUCUCCUUCUCACCGCGCUACCUCUUCUUCUACCUGGUGACGGACGAGCCCGACCAGGCGGAGGAGGAUCUCCAUGGGAAGAAGCGUCGAGGGUGAAAUCGUCUUAAUGACGGGGUGCGGGCUCCUCGAUGACGCUGUUGCACACCGACGUGGAGGGAAACAGAGGGAAGAAAGGCAGAGGAAGAGAGAAGAACGAGAGAAGAAGAGCGUGUGAGAAUACGAGAGGGCCAGAGGGGCAGAAACGAUCAACCAAAGUUCCUAUUUUUCACGUGUUUUAUGCGAAUAUCGCUUAACAAAGUAGGACGUAAGAAGAGAAGAAGAAGAAGAAGAAGAAGAAGAAAAAGAAGAAGGCAGAUUAACGCGUUUCUCUCUCGGAUUGUCCGUAUCCGGGAUUCGCCUGAUUAAAGUGGGGAGAAGCGCGGAGGGUGAAACGCGGGACACGCGCGAACACGCACGCCGGAAACCUCGUGUCCGCGGCACCAGGGACACCCUCCCGCGCUAAUUAGCCAGCCAAUUAGAAAGACCGCGGCCAUGCGUAAUGAGCUGCGCGCGCAAAAGUUCCUAAACGCCACGAUACAAUGUUUUUUCAUGCGGAUGCCUCGUUUCGCCGGCCUGCUUGCGUCACAGGCGACCACUGAUAAUAUUGAUAAGACGUAAUAUACGCUAAGCCGUAGAGAAUAAAGUAGUAAGACAAAGGAAAAAGAACAAAAAAAAAAAAAAACAAUUUAGCGAAAGUUAACGCGACAAGCAAGAAGAGCUGCGGGAUAUCGGGACCGAGUUUACGUCUUCGUGGUGAAAAAUCGACGAAGUCGCUGGUUUAUUAACGACGAUGCUGUUUACGAAGAGUAUGAAUCGAGCGGAAUGUGAAUUUUCAGAAAGGACGGUCGUCCUGGGAGAAGGGAAAUCGUGUCUCGCAGCGUCCAGAUUCGCCAGGCAAUAAGAAAACACGUACGAAUUUAAAGAAAAAAAAAAAGAGAAAAAAAACAGAAAAACAGGAUAUCUGGGUGGCUGUGCCGAAACGGACAGAGUGUAAUUUAAUUCGCGAAGUUCCAGCGAAUCGAUCGAGUCCCGAUCGCCCAUCGAAGCAGCCGUUUUCUCCAAAUUUCUUCCCUUCCUUCCCCUCUUUUCUUUUUGUUUUAAACCAAAGAAAACGUCGUUUUGAACGUAACCGAGCUGUCACGUGGCCGCUCCCCUUGAAGCAAUCCUCGAACCGCGACGGUGGUGUCCUGUCGACGGUGUUUUUAACCUCUCUAAGCGAAACGGUUCUCGCGCUACGAUUAAUAAAUAUAUACCUAGGAAAUUAAGCGAAGAAGAGCAAAUCUAUAUAUAUAUAUAUAUAUAUAUAUACAUCUAUAUUAUAUAUACACACUUGGAAAAGCGUAUUUAAUUAUAUAUUCCUAUACACAUGCAAGGAGCACAUGUACAGGUAUUUUAAUAAGCUCGCGUAUAACUAGCCUCGGUAUAAGUGUUCCGAUAAAAAAAGUACUAGCGAGGGAAGCACAAAAGGUAAAGCUCGACGCUUAGAAGGAAAAAGAAAAAAAAAAAAUUUCGCCGGAUUUGUUCCCUCGCCUUCCGGUUUCCGGCCAAAGAACAACGCAAAUUUUUGCAACAACAAGAUUGGUAUUUUUUAUGAAACGCGACACAGCAACUACGGUGGAACGAUAUAGUAGAGUACGAGGUUAAAGGAGUAUAAUAAAAUGUCGACGAUGAGUGUCGUGUCGAAUUCGUCGGUCGAGGUCGACUCGGAUUCCUCGAACGACGUAUCCAGCAAAGACGAUGGACCCGCCGAGCAAAAGUUCAUCCUGCGUAACGAGCUGUACAACAGCCUGCUGGCAAGCGCCCUCGGCAAGACGGUGCUCAACAGGCACCUGAACUUCAAGGAGCAGGGGAUUAAUUUUAAUCUGGCCAAUUUAAAGGAUAACCUGAACGCGCUUGGCGCCCUUAAGGAGCUGAAGGAUCUCAAGGGUUUGACCGUGAGCAGCGUGCCGGCUUUCCCAAGAAACCUUGCUCUGCAUAGGGAGGACCACGACGAGAAAGCCUCUUUCGCGUGGUCUGAGGGCGGCGAGGAAGGUGGCGGGGGCGGAGGAGGCGGCGGAGGUGGAGGCGGAGGCGGUGGUGGAGGUACAACCGGCACCGGUACCGGAAGCACGGGCCCAACCGCCACCGGAGGCGGUGGAUUGGCCCAUUGGGUCAGCGUGAUGGCGGAACACAUCCACAAUCCACACUCUGCUACUGGGGUGGGCGGUGUCCAUCAUCAGCAACAGUCACCCCCUCAGCCACCAUAUCCAUGGAACAACGGCCUCUCCGGUGAUCAAUGCAAUCCGCACGACAAGGAGAGCGACUAUUGGGGUGGCGGACGGGGCGCGAAACAAGGUUACGAGCACUUUCUGUUGCAGGCGAAAAUGAACGCGGACCAUGGCCAACUGCAGAAAGGUGACGAACAAUAUCGAGGCGCCGGGGGAUCCAGCAGCGGAAGUCCUCCAGCGAGUCUGCUGGUGGUUCCUCAACCUUUGACCGUGAAACCAUCUCAUCCGUCGCAUCUGAACCCCCAUUUAGGUGGACCACACUCUCAUCCACCGAGAAAGUACCAAUGCAAGAUGUGUCCACAGAUCUUCGGUAGCAAGGCGGACCUGCAGCUCCACACGCAGAUCCACAUGCGCGAGGCGAAGCCGUACAAAUGUACCCAGUGCUCGAAGGCGUUUGCGAACUCCUCGUACCUGUCCCAGCACACCAGGAUCCACCUGGGCAUCAAGCCGUACCGCUGCGAGAUUUGCCAGCGGAAGUUCACCCAACUGAGCCACCUACAGCAGCACAUCCGCACGCACACCGGUGACAAACCGUACAAGUGCCGGCAUCCAGGCUGCACGAAGGCGUUCAGCCAGCUGAGCAACCUACAGAGCCACUCCCGCUGCCAUCAGACCGACAAACCGUACAAGUGUAACUCCUGCUACAAGUGCUUCUCCGAUGAGCCCAGCCUGCUCGAGCACAUACCGAAGCACAAGGAGUCGAAGCACCUUAAAACGCACAUCUGCCAGUACUGCGGCAAGAGUUACACCCAGGAGACCUAUCUGGCGAAGCACAUGCAGAAACAUGCGGAGAGGACGGACAAGAGACCACCGAUAAUCGGUACGGGGCUCAGGCCGUCGAUUCACGCAAUGGCGGCUCAUCAUCAAGACCACUAUUGGCCGAAAGUCAGCCCAGAUUCGGUGAUCAGCGAUCUACACGACCGGCUGCCUCAUCACCACACCGACUACCAUCAAAAUCAGAACCCGGAGAUGCUAUUACCUGGCCACGGACACCGUGGCGAGUCCAUCGAGAACGAUUCGAGGCAACAGACCCCUCAACCGGGCGCCAACCAUCACCCAAACAGUAGCUCGGCAUUUACGCCGAUCUCGUCGAUCUCGAUAAAUUCCAUCUCCUCCAUGCAACAUCCGCUGAAUCCACUGAACCAUUUGCACUACCCUGGCAGCCAUCAUCCAGCCUCCAGGCCGUACCUCUACGAGGCCUUCAACACAACGCAGAAAUCCUCGCCGGCGUCAUCCUCGUCUGGGGUCACGUCGGGCACGACCAGCAACCAGAACGCGACCUCCUUCCCGAACCAGUUGAUCAGCCUCCAUCAAAUUAGGAACUACGCGCACCAACCCAACCUUGGAAAUCUCGGGAACUUGGGAAACCUAGGGAACCUGAGCAAUCUGAGCAACCUAAGCGCGACAAUGGAGAGCCACGCUCUCCUCGGUGGACUCAAGGAGAAACAGUAACUCCGGCUGGUCGCGGAGAUUAGGAACAAAAACUAUUUGCUACUUCUCCUCGAUUUCUUUUCUUCUUCUUCGUCUAUACCUGUACCUCAUCCUUAUGUCCUAUUUUUCCCGCGAUCUUUACAGGGUCCAGGAUGUUUGUAUGAUAUUUUACAUUGCGUUAUGAGUUUGUUCGGAAGGGAAACGCCUAUCGAACAUUCGCUGCUCCUACGUUUCGCCCUUAUACUUCUUUUAGCAUUUAAUUUCUAUGGGACAUUCUGAAAACUGUUUGCGGUGUGUGCAUGCAGCCUGAUCAAGAGUGAUUUUGUGUAGGGUUCCUGUCUUUAUUUAGGAUGGUGCUGGGUGUAGUUAUUCGCUGUGCGAUAAUAGUCAGUUUGUAAAACAACAAUUGUAUAUUUUUAUACAUUUUGGUUUAACAGGAAUCGCUUACACGUAUAAGCAUAAAUAUAUAUGAAUAUAUAUCUCGAAGAUGAGAAACCUAUUUAAAAAAGAAAUACUGCGUUUUGUUUACUCUUUAAACGAUCUCUUUCGUUAGUUAAUGAGAACUAUGGAAAACAGACCCAUUUACGUAAAUCUGAAUAAUUGAAAAUAACGAAUAAUGUAUAGAAUAUUCUAUAUUUGGAAGAUCAGAUAACUUAAAGGAAAAAAUUCUUCAUUUUCUUGUACAAUCUUAAACGAAUUUAUUUCAUCAAAUAACAACCUGGAACUGUUAAUGAAAACGAUCGCAAACGUAUCUAAACAGCGAAAGAUCGACGACUCGAUCAAAAGAGAAAUACCCUACCGUUAUUUCCAUCGAGGAACAUUAAUCUUGUCGAAAAACAUUUCACGAGUCGAGUGCAAAUCGAUUUGGCGACUUUUAAUCGUUUCAAUGCUACUGGCCAUUCAUGCAUGAAACACAAAUAUUAGAAAGUACCCUGUUCGAUGUGGUAUCGAUCGGGUAACUUCCUAUCGAUUCGCCGAGAAUCGGCAAAAUCGAUUUGCGAUCGAAGUCCUCCCAAUAUAACCAAGCGUUUAACCACGACGCUGAUUAACUUUCACGUUCGUAGUUAGCUAGAAAAUAACUUGGAACGAUAAUCGACGAGCAUGUUUCUCGAUGUUCCCUCCGAUUACCCAUGGCGAAUAGCCAUCCGACUAUCCUGAACUCUCCACUCGAAUUUAUCACAUUUCCUAGCAAAACUACUUUCGAGAGACGUCCUUCUUCAGUUCCAAGCGAAUACUUUCAUCCUCCCUCUGCAAUCCACCCCGGAGAUCUCCUUAGGUUAACGUUCUACUUCAAGUUUAACAGUCCUCCUAAGUCUUCUUUUCUUUCUAUUGAUACUUAAUCAUCCGUUGGUCCCAUCGAUUUAUAGUGUUACUGAUGUUGGAGAGAGGUUUUAAUCUGGCCGAAUUUUGUAGUUUGAAUAAGGUUUUGUUAUUAUGAAUGUUGUACAGUGGAGUUGUUUAGCGAAAUUUAGAAAUCUUGGGCUUGUUUAACUCGGAUUUUCGUAAUUUCGUUGGAUCAGUGAUUUGUGGUAGAUUUUUUGGUAUUUAAUUUGCAACCAAUGUUGUGGUUUUGUUACACGUAUUUUAUAUACGUAGCAUGAAUAUUAAAUAUUCUUCGAUGUGACUGCUUCCUUUUUUUUAUUUCGCAUAUAAAUUCGCUAUAGAAUGCAUUAGUGUAUGAUCGCGUAGCACUGUACGACGAGAAUAUCGUACAGAUGUACAAAGAAUCACCUCGAAGAUUAUCUUAUCGUUCCAGAGGACGAAUUCAAAACGAUAAUUUCCCAGGAAUUUAGAAAAUAGUUCUAAAAAUUGCAGCAAUCACGAAACCAAUCGCUUUUUGAAACUCGUCCUGUACAUUCAACGAAAAAAUCUUGUGAAGUAGCAGAAACGUAGUUUAAAAGCAAUUAUUUCGUAGAUCAACACGUGCAAUCCGUUUCAUUCAAUUUUCAUUAUAUUUUCUAUUGCAAAGGUCUCUUAAUUGGUAUCAUUGAGGUUCAUGACAAUUUCGAAUUGGAUUAUCUAAUAUUGAGAACGUAACGUAGAACGUAGAAUGCAAAAUGAAAUUAAAAAUCCUAAAUUUUAGUAAUCCAACGUGAAUCAUAGUCAUUUAUGAUGCAACGAUAGUAUUCGAAGAUUAAUUUUUAACAGACAGUUUUGGUUCAUAGAUAGCUAUGAUAGUUAACUAUCUAUGACAUAAAACAAUACAAAAACUACGAAUUGAAAUUAAAAAAAAUACUUUGAAAUUAAAUAUUUAAUUAAAUGUUUAAUCGAAACUUACCUACGAUCUAAUAAUACCAAUUGGGGUUGAUACUCAAAAAUCGCUCGUCCACGAUUAGAGGAAGAGAUGAAAAUGAGUAUAACCGGCGAGAAUCGAUGGGACCGCGGUUAGUUCCGUUCUUUUCGUGUUCCUGCCUCCCAGGAGCAUCGUACGUAAGAGGGAAUAGCAAAGCCAGGAGAAAUCGUGUCGUGGAGUAGAGCUAUUUUCCAAGGGGUGGCUCGCCCCCUGGAACCGGUGCGGGGGGAUGGGCACACCUUUCUAGGUCGAGUGGACGUUUCGUUCGCAACGGGAUAAUUAACGAAGCGAAUGUGUGUGUUUGUGUGUGUCUGAGCAUGCCAGAGACUCUUCUGUGUAUGUGUGUGCAUGUGUCUGUGUAUGUAGUUAGGCGAGUGGGUGAUAGAGGAGAAGAAAAAGAGAUAGGUGAAUGGAUAGUGAAGGAAAAGGAAAAGAGUUGGACGAGUAGGUGGCAGAAGAGAAGGAAAAGAGAUAGGCAAGUGGGUGAUGAAGGAAGAGGAAAAGAGUUGGGCAAGUGGAUGGUGAAGAAAAAGGAAAAGAGUUGGGCGAGUGGAUUUUAAAGGAGAAGGAAAAGAGAUAGGUGAAUGGAUAGUGGAGGAAAAGGAAAAUAGUUGGACGAGUGGGUGGUAGAGGAGAAGGAAAAGACAAAAAAAAAGUGGGAGUCGAAGCAUCACACGCACCAUUUAAAUAGGAGUUACACGCGUACACAUACAUUACAUGAGGGCACAAAUCGUGUGAAUAGCUUUUUUUCAGCGAGAAAACGGAGAGCACGGGAGUGAGUGAGGGUGCAAGAGAGAUUUAGGGUAGGUCGACGACAGUGCCACGAAAUUAUAAAUGCGAAAGUAACGGAGAUAAUAGGGAAUUAAAAAGGGGACGAGGAGCAGAGAGAAAGGGGAGAGAGAGAGGGAGAGAGAAAGAGUAGGCGAGCAUGUAAGAAGGGGUAAGAUAGGGUUGGAACGCGAGCAACUAUACAGGCGCACAGAGAAAAAGAGAACGGUACGGAGAACCUCCAUGUACAUAGUUAUUAUAUAUAUAAAUAUAUAAAUAUAUAAAUAUAAAUAAAUGAAUAAAUAAAUAUUAUAUAUUAUUAUUAUUAAUUAAUUAAUUGAUCGAUAUUCGGUAGGUGCGUAAGGGAAAAAAAGAGAGCAAGAGGAUAUAGACUCUACUGAAGAUAUUCUAAGUACCUUGUCUAACACGAAUAUAAUUAAAGAAGUGAAAACCGUGUGAGUGAAAUAAAGAGAAUGAAUGGGAGAAUGUUCGAAGUUAAAAGAAAAAGCAAGCAAUCGUUGCCCAAAGUUAUUUACGAUAAUUUUUCUUUCUCUUAAGAGCGCGUUUCCGUUCUACGAAACCGCGGUACGAUCAACCUUGGCGAUCGGUUCUUUCUCUACUUAUCACGCCGUUAUUUCUUUUCCUUUCAUUUCGAUAGUCUAUAAAAUGAAGAUCAUCGAUCGUCGUGGCUUAUCGAGCCCGGUUAUUUAGAAAAAUUCGAGACGUACGAAAAUUCGACGUAUGCCGAAUGAAAAGAGAGAAGAACACACGUGUACUGUAGAUAAUUUCUUGUUACGGCGCCGCCGAUGUCUCGUUUCGUGGCUCUCUUCUUAAUCGGUUUUGAUCGAUCCGCGAGGUGCAGGGCUAUAAAAAGAUUUCUCUUUUAUUUUUAUCAUUUUCUAACUGAACUCUAACUCUUUUUACUUUUUUGUCGUUUUCACGUCCAUUACUUCCUUUUCUACGAAUGAACGAUAUUCUAUUCUAAGGUCCAUCUUCCUUAUGGACAGAAAAAAAAAUAAAUAAAAAAGAAGUGAGACACACGAGACGCGACACGUCGGCGCUUCACCUGUGCUCAAGUUGUUUAAAACUAUUAGUUUGUUAACUAAGAAGCGAGAGAGGUUGGAAGAAAGAGAGGGAGAGAGAGAGAGAGUGAGUUUGAACGAGAGAGAGAGAGUGAGUUUGAAAGAGAGAGAGAGGGGGAGAGAGAGAGGAUGAACGAAAGACUGGAAUGAAUGAGAAAGAGUAAACGAGAAAGUGUUAAUUAAUAAUUCCGCGUGGAAAGCGGAGCCCGAUCGCGGUCUCUCGUUUCGUUCGACGUUUGUUCUUUCUUGUUUAUUUCAAGAUCGACUUAUGAUCGUCGACAAGGAAUAAACGAUUCAAACAUAGUAGAUCGUUAAAUGAAUGUGAAGCAAAGAGAACAGGAGAACGUCGAAGAAAGCGCGCGAGAAAAAUCGUAGAACAAAAGGGGCGGUUGUAUUCGGGCAAGAAAUACUGAAAGGAAAAAAAAACACGAGAGCAAUCGUCUUUUUUUUUCUUUUUUGUUCGUUGAUAACGAAAUUGAACACGAGGGUGAGGGUGGGGACGGGGCGAGAGUGGAGGAAUUUGUUUUUUUUUUAAUUCGGGGGUUGUGGGUGGUUAUAACGAGCGUCGUCGUCUUCGUCAGGUCCCCCCGCGCUUUAAUUGUGAUCUUUUUUUUGUGUCUACCCUUUAGUUUCCAUUUGAUGAUUAUUUUAUUAUUAUUUUAUUAAUAUUAUUAUUAUUAAUAUUAUUAUUAUUAUAAUUAUGAUUUCGUUUAAUAAACUGUCACAUUAAAAGACAAACGUCUGACUUGGCGGAGGAAGUGACAGACUGCUAGUGUUCUUCUGUCACGUCAUCAUCUUCCUCCCCUGAGACUACCACCAGCCCCCAUCAAUUCGAAGAACCCUCUCCUUUCUCUUCUUCAUGAACAUAAAUCGCGUGAAGGAACUCCUUAUCCCUAAGUACGUUUCUUUUCUCAUAUUUCUCUUAGGAAACAGAGGUUCUUCCGUUUUAUUCUAUUAUAUUUUUAACAACGCGAAUUUGAUUUACAGAUUGAAGUCACAGAGUUGAU